Molecule: messenger RNA, 1479 nt
Organism: Trichoplax adhaerens
Lineage: Eukaryota; Metazoa; Placozoa; Uniplacotomia; Trichoplacea; Trichoplacidae
Exons: 7
Coding region: 1-1479 (492 amino acids)
Biological process (GO): sodium ion transmembrane transport
Cellular component (GO): membrane
Molecular function (GO): ligand-gated sodium channel activity
Source: RefSeq, a predicted model, not a curated record
AUGGAUGAGGAAAAAAUCAGCGAAGAGGAGAGAUUUGCUACUACAACAUCGUAUCAUGGCUGGGCGCAUAUCUAUGACGGCAAUAAUGGUCGAAUGACCAAGAUUAUUUGGAUGAUCUUGGUCAUCUUAGCUACAGCAGCUUGCAUCAGCCAAUGUAUUAUAAUCAUUUAUAACGCUAGCAAACUGCCGACACGAAUGGUCAUUCGUAAACAGUUAAUGAACACUUCCAUCUUUCCAUCAGUAACGCUAUGUAACACUAACGAUUAUGAUCGCAGUGCUUUACCUGCCGCUGAUUUAUACCAUCAAUCUGCUUUAGUCAAGGCAAUCUAUGGAUCAGGCGAUCCUAACAAGACAAAUGCCGCUAUAAACUACUUUGAUAAGAAAUUUGGAGGUAAUUUCCAAUUUGAAAAUCUUACCCGUGUAGCUGGCCAUAAAUUAUCAAACAUGUUGCUUUCUUGUACAUGGAUGGAACAACCUUGUUAUGCUACCGAUUUUGUUAAUAUCAUAACUGAUGGAGGUAGCUGUUUUACAUUCAAUCCCGGCACCGGUAAUCUAUCUCUGAAGAAUGAAACUGUCAGCGGCAAUAGUAAUGGUUUAAGGCUCAUUUUAAAUGUUGAACAAUAUAAAUACUACUCGGGAAUUUUUGCUCUAGAACAACCCGAUGCUGGCAUCAGAUUUACAACCCACUAUUACAAGCAAACACCUAAUUUUAUUUCUAAAUCUUACUACGCCCCGACUGGUUUUCAUACCUACGUUCCCAUAACUCUCCAGCAUGAUAAAAGAUUAAAGAAGCCAUGGGGACAGUGUGGAGAGGAAAUAUUAGUUUAUAACUCCUUUUAUUCUCGUGAUGCUUGCCUUAGUGAAUAUGCGGGAAGACUAGCAUCGUAUAUAUGCAACUGCACUUUCGAACCGCAGAUAGCUUCUAAUCCUUGUAAUGGUACGCAAUUUCUCACCUGUAUCACUCCUUUAGCAAGUAAAUUCAGACAAGAUCUUAGCCAGAAUUUGUCUAUUUGCCCGAUUGCUUGUGAGACUUAUAGUUAUCCGACUGAAAUAUCUCAAUCAGCGUUAGCAGCAUUGGCUUUUGCCAGCUCUCUAGAUCCAUUGAUUAAUGUUUCUGGAAUUAUUGCUAACGCCAAAGCGAAUAAUUGGAUUGCUCCAAAUCAGUCCUAUUUCGCGGCUGAUUUCAUCAGGGACAAUAUUGUUUAUUUAGAUAUCUACUAUAGUGAUUUGCAUUUAACUCAGACGCUACAAGAGGAAGAUACUGGAUUUUCUAAAAUUAUAAGUGAAUUGGGAGGCCAGUUGGGAAUAUGCAUAGGUGCUAGUGCUCUAACCAUUUGUGAGAUCGUGCAGUAUCUGAUCAAAAAGUGUUUUGCUUCCAAUAAAAAAUCAAAGAGCGAUAAAUCAUCAACUAACACUAUAUCCUUAGGCCAUGACAAGAAGCCAUUCGAAACUACCACUGUGACAAACAUAGAUCUUUAA